CGGUCGGCGGCGCGCAGGCCCGGGCCAGCCUGUCGGGAGCGCGCAGCCGCAAGCCUACUGGCGCGGGGAGGGAGGGUGGUCCGGGCCGAGCCCCCCCACCCGCGCUACCUGGAGCGGCGGGGCCGCGGGCGCGGCGGUGGCCGUAGAGUCGGAGGGGCCCUCUAGCGGAGGGGCCGGGGAGGGCGCGGACCUCGCCCUUGAGCGGUCGGGACGCGAGCCCCCGCAGUGUGCUUGUGUGUGGAUGGUGGGACUGGUCGUGUUUGACGGAGAGGGGCUCGCCCGAGAUCCCAGUUCUGCUGGGGGUGGCGGUGGGCGACUGAGGCUGGCUACGCUCACCCGGACUCUGGCGCCCAGGUGGCGACUGGUGGCCCCAGAUCUCGGUCCCUGCGCUGCCUGAGCUCCCCGCCAUGGCCCAGCAGAGAGCUCUGCCGCAGAGCAAGGAGACACUGCUGCAGUCUUACAACAAGCGGCUCAAGGACGACAUCAAGUCCAUCAUGGACAACUUCACCGAGAUCAUCAAGACUGCCAAGAUUGAGGACGAGACGCAGGUGUCGAGGGCCACUCAGGGCGAGCAGGACAAUUACGAGAUGCACGUGCGAGCUGCCAACAUCGUCCGAGCUGGCGAGUCCCUGAUGAAGCUGGUGUCCGACCUCAAGCAGUUCCUCAUCCUCAACGACUUCCCCUCGGUGAAUGAGGCCAUCGACCAGCGCAGCCAGCAGCUGCGGGCGCUGCAGGAGGAGUGCGACCGGAAGCUCGUCGCCCUGCGCGAUGAGGUCUCCAUCGACCUGUACGAGCUGGAGGAGGAGUACUACUCGUCCAGCUCAAGUCUUUGCGGAGCUAAUGACCUGCCUCUGUGCGAAGCGUACUGGAGGCUGGACCUCGACACAGACUCUGCCGAUGGCCUCUCCGCCGCUGCGCUGGCGUCCCCGGAGCCCGGCGCUGGCCCCCUGCAGGUCGCAGCCCCUGCCCACUCCCAUGCCGCCGGCCCCGGCCCCACGGAGCACGCCUGAGCCUCCCAGGGCUCCCCUCCCUGUGCCCCUAGGUUCUUAAGUCUGGUGUGGCCUCCUUGACCUUGAUGUUGGGGGAAAGUAGUUCCUCGACCGUUCCCGAGGUAGCCCAUCCCUCUGAGAGGUCCACUCUGUUCGCUGUCCACCUGGCCUGCUGGGCAGGCGCUUCCUGGACAGCAUGUCCAGGCCAGUUGUGGGGCCAGAGCACGCCCUGCUGUGUCAAAGCCACAGGGUGGCUCAGAGUGGACGAUACUAGCCAAGUGCAGACUCCACCCUCGGGUGUCCUGUGCAGAGAUGCACCUGCUUUGUCCCGGGGGUCCCUGCUGGCGGACUGUCCCCUUGGGCUGUGGCGGGGAGGGAUGCCCAGGGCCAGGGACCCUCCUCGUUCCGCUGCACAUGUUCUGGCGGUUUUUGUAACGAGACGGUUGAAUAAAAACAGCACUGCCAUUUUGCA
Molecule: messenger RNA, 1461 nt
Organism: Suricata suricatta (meerkat)
Lineage: Eukaryota; Metazoa; Chordata; Mammalia; Carnivora; Herpestidae
Gene: MED22
Product: mediator complex subunit 22
Exons: 4
Coding region: 408-1010 (200 amino acids)
Biological process (GO): regulation of transcription by RNA polymerase II
Cellular component (GO): mediator complex
Molecular function (GO): transcription coregulator activity
Source: RefSeq, a predicted model, not a curated record